CAGCGCCGGCGCGCGCCUGGCUGGGCCCUGUGGGGCGGGAGGGAAGCAGCUCUGGAGCGAGAACCGCGGCCGUCGCCCAGAGCCUAGAGCCGCGCCGCCCGCCGCCCUCCUGCCCGCUCCGCGCCGCUCCGCGCCGGCCCGCUCGUUCGCGCUCCAGUUGCCGUGUCCUGCAGCGGGGGCCCAGCAUGGUCAUGGCGGAUGGCCCGAGGCACUUGCAGCGCGGGCCGGUCCGGGUGGGGUUCUACGACAUCGAGGGCACGCUGGGCAAGGGCAACUUCGCCGUGGUGAAGCUGGGGCGGCACCGGAUCACCAAGACGGAGGUGGCUAUAAAAAUAAUAGAUAAAUCUCAGCUGGAUGCAGUAAACCUUGAGAAAAUCUACCGAGAAGUACAAAUAAUGAAAAUGCUUGAUCAUCCUCACAUAAUCAAACUUUAUCAGGUAAUGGAGACCAAAAGUAUGCUGUAUCUUGUGACAGAAUACGCGAAAAACGGAGAAAUUUUUGAUUAUCUUGCUAAUCAUGGCCGGUUAAAUGAAUCUGAAGCCAGGAGAAAAUUCUGGCAAAUUCUGUCUGCUGUUGAUUAUUGCCAUGACCGGAAGAUUGUGCACCGUGACCUGAAGGCUGAAAAUCUCCUGCUGGAUAACAACAUGAAUAUCAAAAUAGCAGAUUUCGGUUUUGGAAAUUUCUUUAAAACUGGUGAACUGCUGGCAACAUGGUGUGGCAGUCCCCCUUAUGCGGCCCCAGAAGUCUUUGAAGGGCAGCACUAUGAAGGACCACAGCUGGACAUAUGGAGCAUGGGAGUUGUUCUUUAUGUCCUUGUCUGUGGAGCUCUGCCUUUUGAUGGACCAACUCUCCCUAUUUUGAGGCAGAGGGUUUUGGAAGGAAGAUUCCGGAUUCCAUAUUUCAUGUCAGAAGAGUGUGAACACCUUAUUAGAAGGAUGUUGGUCCUAGAUCCUUCCAAACGGCUAAGCAUAGCUCAAAUCAAGGAGCACAAGUGGAUGCUCAUAGAAGUUCCUGUGCAAAGACCUAUUCUCUAUCCACAAGAACAAGAAAAUGAGCCGUCCAUCGGAGAAUUUAAUGAGCAGGUUCUGCGAUUGAUGCACAGCCUUGGAAUUGAUCAGCAGAAAACAAUUGAGUCUUUGCAAAACAAGAGCUAUAAUCACUUUGCUGCCAUUUAUUUCUUGUUGGUGGAACGUCUGAAAUCACAUAGGAGCAGUUUUCCUGUGGAGCAGAGACUUGAUGGCCGCCAGCGCCGGCCUAGCACCAUUGCGGAACAAACUGUUGCCAAGGCACAAACUGUGGGGCUCCCAGUGACCUUGCACUCACCGAACGUGAGACUGAUGCGAUCUACCCUCCUCCCACAGGCAGCCAAUGUGGAGGCCUUUUCAUUUCCAACAUCCAGCUGUCAAGCAGAAGCUGCCUUUAUGGAGGAAGAGUGUGUGGAUACUCCUAAGGUGAAUGGCUGUCUGCUUGACCCUGUGCCCCCUGUCCUGGUGAGGAAGGGAUGCCAGUCACUGCCCAGCAAUAUGAUGGAGACCUCCAUUGAUGAAGGAUUAGAGACAGAAGGAGAGGAAGAUCCCAGUCAGGCCUUUGAAGCUUUCCAGGCCACACGGAGUGGGCAGCGACGGCACACUCUGUCAGAAGUGACUAACCAAUUGGUUGUGAUGCCUGGGGCAGGGAAAAUUUUCUCUAUGAGUGACAACCCCUCCCUUGACAGUGUGGACUCUGAGUACGAUAUGGGGUCUGCUCAGAGGGACAUGAACUUUCUGGAAGACAGCCCUUCCCUGAAGGACAUCAUGUUAGCUAAUCAGCCUUCACCCCGUAUGACAUCUCCUUUCAUAAGCCUCAGACCUACCAACCCAGCCAUGCAGGCUCUAAGCUCACAGAAACGUGAGGUCCACAAUCGGUCCCCUGUGAGCUUCCGAGAAGGCCGCAGAGCAUCAGACACUUCCCUUACCCAAGGAAUUGUAGCGUUUAGACAACAUCUUCAGAAUCUUGCUAGAACCAAAGGAAUUCUGGAGUUGAACAAAGUACAGUUGCUCUAUGAACAAAUAGGGCCAGAGGCAGACCCUAACUUAACAUCAGCUGCUCCUCAGCUCCAAGACCUCUCUAGCAGCUGCCCUCAGGAGGAAGUCUCUCAGCAGCAAGAAGGUGUCUCCACACUCUCUGCCAGCAUGCAUCCUCAACUUUCUCCACAGCAGAGCUUAGAAACCCAGUACCUACAGCAUCGACUCCAGAAGCCCAAUCUUCUGCCAAAGGCCCAGAAUACUUGUCCAAUAUAUUGUAAAGAACCACCUCGGAGCCUGGAACAGCAGCUACAGGAACAUAGGCUCCAACAGAAGCGCCUCUUCCUCCAGAAGCAGUCUCAGCUGCAAGCGUAUUUCAAUCAGAUGCAGAUAGCAGAGAGCACCUACCCUCGACCAAGUCAGCAGCUGGCUCUUCCCCACCAGGAGACUCCACCGCCAUCCCAGCAGCCCCCACCAUUCAGCCUAAGCCAGCCCCUGAGCCCAGUCCUCGAGCCCUCUUCUGAGCAGAUGCAAUUUAGCCCUUUCCUCAGCCAGUACCGGGAGAUGCAGUUGCAGCCCCUGCCCUCCGCACCCAGCCCCCGGGCUCCCCAUCCCUUACCCUCACAAUUGCAGCAGCCACCCCCACCACCCCCUCCUCCUCCACCUCAGCAGCCAGGAGCUGCUCCAGCCCCCUUACAGUUCUCCUAUCAGACUUGUGAGCUACCAAGCACCACCUCUUCUGCACCAGACUAUCCUGCUCCCUGUCACUAUCCGGUAGAUGGAGCCCAGCAGGGCAACCUCACAGGCGCAGACUGUCCCAGGAGCUCAGGACUUCCGGAGACCCCAUCCAGCUACGACCCACUGGCCCUCUCUGAGCUCCCUGGACUCUUUGAUUGUGAAAUGCUAGAAGCUGUGGAUCCACAACACAAUGGAGUGGCUUGUCCUAUCAGCAGAUGAAUUCACUAAGCACAAAGCGUCUUCCUUAAAGCACAAGAAGAGAGCGCUACCGCACUGAUGCUGCAUCUAGAAACACCUAUAAGUUGCCUUUCCUCUCUGUAGUAAGUGUCCAGGCAGGCAAGGGAAGACUAGGCAUGGGAAGUCUACGGAGAGCCAUCCUGGCCACCAGCCCAGCCCUGCCCGUGGCGGUGAUUCCAGUGUCUUUGAGGCUGGCCAGAGACUGUAGUU
This is a messenger RNA of Peromyscus californicus insignis, 3188 nucleotides long. It is a transcript of the gene Sik2, whose product is annotated as salt inducible kinase 2. The record is from RefSeq and is a predicted model, not a curated record. Bases 186 to 2960 code for a protein of 924 amino acids. The transcript has 16 exons. Lineage: Eukaryota; Metazoa; Chordata; Mammalia; Rodentia; Cricetidae. Gene Ontology annotation, molecular function: protein serine/threonine kinase activity; ATP binding; tau-protein kinase activity. Gene Ontology annotation, biological process: intracellular signal transduction; protein phosphorylation; microtubule cytoskeleton organization. Gene Ontology annotation, cellular component: cytoplasm.